Ilex paraguariensis (yerba mate) is the source of this 1632-nucleotide messenger RNA. NCBI's taxonomy places the organism in Eukaryota, Viridiplantae, Streptophyta, Magnoliopsida, Aquifoliales, Aquifoliaceae. The record is from the annotation of a GenBank genome assembly.
AUGGCGUCUGUCUCCUCCAAUGAUACGGAAAUUACUUCCAUGUUCAGUUCAAGCUUGGGCGAGCACCGAUGGGUCCAUCAAAUGGAGAAGAAGUUCGAAAAAGAGCUCAAGAUUGACAUCAAAUGUGAUUUACCUUGCAUCUCUCGAGUGCCCCAAACCUUACGAGCCGAGAAGCCGGAAGCUUAUGCCCCGAAGCGAAUAGGCCUCGGACCAUAUCACCAUUUUCGGCCCGAGCUCUAUGAUCAUAUGGAGAUGGAGAAGCUAAGUGCCGUGAAAAAAGUUGUAACAGCGGACCGGAUCGCUCAAUUUCGGCAACUCAUUGUGGGUAAACUGGUGGAGCUUGAGCCCAGCGCCCGGGCGUGCUACGGCGACUACUUGGAUCUUGAAGGCCAUACAUUAGCAUGGAUAUGGGCAAUUGAUGGUUUGUUCUUGCAUCAUCAUCUAGGUGUUCAAGUUCCAGUAGAUUGUGCAUUUAAGAGUGUUUUGGCACAGGACAUAUUUAUGCUGGAGAACCAAAUUCCUAUUCUUCUGUUUGAGGAAAUCGAUGGAGUAAUCGACCAAUUCCAAUUGUCAGACAAAGUAGUACGUGAUUUCUGUGUGGCACACUCACCCUUAAAAUGGACAAACAAGCCUGGGCCAGAUUGUGUUGAACGCACACCUGCGCAUCUUCUGGAUUGUUUGUACCAUUUAGUUGUAAACGACGGGAACAUCCGUCUGAAGGUGGGAAAAAAAAAGAAGGAGAAACGAAACCAGCUCGAGGACGCUCGAAUGGAAGCAGCAGAAUGUUAUCCAAGGGAAGCAGCAGAAUUUUAUUCAACGGAAGCAGAAGAAGUUCAAAUGGCAGCAGCAGAAGUUGCAGGCACUACGAUUUCUGAUUUACAAAACAUGAGUAAGCCUAUUAUCGAUUUCUUAAAACAACAGCGUACAACUUCUGUUGCACAAAACACUAAGGCUAUUAUCGAUCUCAUAAAACAACUGCAAUUGGAUAAGAAUUGUUUUCCAUUAUUCCAAAAUCAUAAUACAGCAGUCGAGAUGGAAAUUCCUUCGGUGUCAAGCCUUCAAAAAAAUGCUGGAGUGAAGUUUGCCAUCGCAAAAGAGGGUAUUAGGGGCAUCAAAUUCUACGAGGAAACACGCACUUUGAACCUCCCUGAAAUUACUCUGAAAGAUAAUUCAGAAGUUAUAUUAAGAAACUUGGUGGCUUAUGAAGCUUUGGUCUUGCCAGCUGGGUCUAAGCGUGAGCUUGCAGAAUACAUUGAUUUGAUGUGUGGAAUUAUAGAUACAGCAGAGGACGUGAAGAUCCUCCAGGAGCAGAAAAUCAUCGUCAUCAAAGACAAUCUUUCUCAUGAUCAAAUUACAAAUAUUUUCAACGGGAUAACAAAAUUCAUUAAUAAACAAUCUGAACUUGCUGGGAAAGUUAACAAGCAUUACGAUAGUAAGCUGAUAGUGAAGGCUGGGAGAUUCGUCAAGCAAUGUUUGGAUUCGUCCUGGAAUUUUGUCAAAGGGUCAUGGAAGGUCUUGUGCUUCUUUUAUUCCCUCAUCCUAAUCUCAGUGCUGAUCUUGCAAGCCUUCUGCAACAUCUAUGGAUGCAGUUGGGGACAAAGACAAAAUUUUAUCCUGAGAAUGGCCGAAUAG